CUCAAGCCUAUUACAUUCAUAUUAUAUAUAGUCAAUUCUUAUGGGAGCCUAUAACUGUUUAAACGACAACUAAGACGUGUGGGGGUUCCAUAACAUCCCCAGAUCUGUGAAGACGACGUCACAUAUUUUUUAAACGAAGACUGAACACCAAUACCAAGAAAUCUGCAGAAGGGAAGAUAAUUAUGAAGAAGUUAAUCACGCCUAUUCAAUUUCUGGUCACUGUAUGCUUUAUACUAGACACAACUACUGAUUUAUUUUUUGUCGAUAGUAAAUACACGUACGUCACAUAUGGUUUGUAUAAUAAUGCAACAUGCAGUAGGCCACCGUUGAGUGUUUUCGAAAGAUAUGGAUUUUUAGACAAAAACAUUCCACAAGAUCUCUCUGAAUAUCAAACCGCCAUCUUGCCGGAGUCCUCCAUCGUCAUGUACCUGGACGAACCCGGAAAGUGGAAAAGAUUAGCUCAAGGAUAUUAUAGCAUAAUUUAUUUAGGAGAAAUAAAAGCCACGAAGACAAAGGUUAUAAUUAAAGAAUACACAAAGAAACCGGAUUUUCAUGACAUCGAGGAUGAGGCGAGAAUUAUGAUGUACAUGUCCGACUAUUUUCCCAACUUUUUAGGUUACGUAUCUCACGGGACACACAUGGGUAAUAUGUCAUUGGUUAUUGAGUACAUUCAAAAUGGAGAAACGUUGCUGGAGGUCACACGUCAUGAUGACGUGACGAAACAGCAAUUAUUGUCAAUAUGGCACCAAUUAGCCUUAGCCAUACAGGCAAUGCAUACACGGUUCGUACUCCAUAAUGACCUUCACCUUACUAACAUCAUGGUACAAUGGAAAGGCGACCAGCCCAUAGUUCGCAUGAUAGAUACUGGAUUAUCCACAUUUAGGAAAGGAAUGAUUGGUCGCAUAGAUACCGGUUAUCAAUUUUAUCCACCGGAAUAUGGAAAAUGGAAAGAAACCAACCCCAGUAUGGAUAUUUAUGGUCUGGGUUAUAUAUUUGACGAAAUGAACCAGGUGUUAAAAAAUGAAGAUGGGGACCUCCAGUUGGUGAUCGAUUGGUGUCUAUCACCUUUACCUAAAAAUCGGCCUUCGAUCCAUCAGUUAGUAGAAAGAAUUGGAAACAUUUCGCAAAACUUGCAACAUUUACAAAAAAAGAAAAUUGGCUUAAAUGGCGGCAUAAAACCAGGACGAGUUUACAACAUUUUCAAAGAUAUUAAAGUGCCAUUAUUAGUGUCAAGGGAGAUAACUCCUAUACCCUCAUUACAUGAGAGAAAACUGUGGGUGAAUUUGGAUGAAGAUAAAGGUAUAUACCGCGGACUAUACAAAAACAUCCCUGUGACGAUCCAUGUCUUCUUUUCAAACGAUUCUUAUUUUGAUUUACAUACAGAAUGCGUGAGCAACACUUUUGCCUCAAUCCACGGUUUCGCACCAAAAGUUUAUGGCAUUCAUGUAGAGAAAAAGGUCGAUGAAGACGUUAUUAGGGGUUUUGUACAAGAACAUGUGUCGGGCUACAUACAUUUGAACGUGGCUUUGGACACUUUUGGACAUUCAAAUUGGAAUUUUAGUUAUCGCGUUGAAAUAGCUCAUCGGGUCGUCGCCAUGGUUCAAUUAUUUCACAAGAAGAAAAUAUACAUCGACAAUAUUCACAUUAAAAAUAUUUUAUAUAGACGUGGUGACGGUAGUCAGGGUCCAAAGAUAAUGUUCGCCGACUUGAGUAAAACUUACGACGCGUCAGACGACACGUAUGACGACUUCAGCAACGAUACUUUACGACCCCCGGAACCAGAGGAACAUGUAGCCUCGUGGGAAUCCGACAUUUUAGCUUUAGGGGCUGUUUUAAAAGACGUAUUUGAAAAUACGAGUAGUGUUCCGCCAUUAUUAAAUAGAACUAUAUUUAGAAUGAUGAAUAAAAAUCCCGAAUUACGACCUUCAAAUAAGUCUGUAAUGGAAUGUUUGGAUACUUUUAAAAACGUUCAUUAAAGAUACAUUAUGGGAGAUUAGAUAAAGAGCUGGCAGUUCUCACUAUAAUACUUUAAAACUAGAUACUAUAAAGGGAAUUUGAUGAAAAUUUCAGUCAGAUUGAUCCACUAUGAACAGAGAUUUUAGCGAUUGAAUUUUCGGCGUAGCAUGGAUCAUCAUUACUAAAGUCGGUAGGAUAAAACAAAUAGUCUCGAUUAUCCAUUUCAUGAUUACAUUAUGAAUGGAAAUCGAAUAGCAAAUCUGAACCUAAUCCAAUAAAUAUCGCAGGCUAGCGAUGCCAUCGAGAGUUGAUUAUGAUCUUGAUAAGUUAAUUAAUGUCUAAUAAAGAUACAUUAUGGGAGAUUUUAAUAGAGAAUUGGCCAUUCUUGCUAUAACAGUUCAAAAAUAGAUGAUGAAAGAAGCAUAUAUUAAAAAUUUCAGUCAAAUUACUUUAUUCUGAACAAAGUUAUCACCAUUGUAAUUUUUGACUAGAAAUGGGAGUCAAUUCUCUCUUCACCGAUUGUUUGAUUGACAGGCCCUAACUCCACCUACAUAAUCUCGAUUAUCAAGUAACGUUUUCAAUGGCUGUGGUUUGAGACGGGGUUGCAGUUCAAUUCGUAUCACAUUUAUUUUUACUACAAAUUAAAAAUAAGACUUUUAAUAUAUAGAUAAGAAGCGAAAGUUUGAAAGGAAUGGACCAAAUCAAUGAGGCAUAUUGUUAGCCUGCGUGUACUCUUGUACUGUAACUGGUAGGCCUGCGUAACUCCCGAACAGUGAUCCAAUGGAGCUGCAAUUCAACUGGGGUGAUGUUAGCUGCAAUGUUUAUCAAUUUCUGUAAUUUUUCUGUAAACGCAAGUGACAAAAGAGCGUAGCCUAUAAUACCGACAUCCAAACUCUCAUUUUAAUCACAACUAAACAUAAUAUCAAGGCCGUAUAUAUGUAUAUCGAACUUUCAAUCAAAUUGACUGACAUGCUACCUCGCUCAACAGCGGUCUCGCUUCGUACAAUCUAUCAUUUAGCCUCGAUCUAAAAUUAUUUCCGGGAGUAUGACGUCAACGUCACGGUUAACCUCCGCUUACGACGCCAUUUAAAAAUUUAAUCAAUCAACGAAAUCCUGUUUAAAUCCAAGCCGAAUCCAAGCCAUCCGUGGGUCUACAGAGUUGAUUUUGUGCUUGUUGUGUAAAUAAAGAUCUAAUUUAUAAUUUUUAUGACAUCAGAAGCCUAAACAAAGACUUGCAAUAAUCUGAUUUAGCUCUUGCAUAAUGUAUGUUUAAUAAUUUAGAUAACAUUUCAGGUCUAAAGAAAGACCUGCAACAGGCAGAUUUAGCUCUUGCAUAAUGUAUGUUUUAUUAAUGUUAUUGUGCGCAUUUUAUAUAUUAUCAACCUUGGCGUUUUCCCAGGAUAGUCCAGUG
This is a messenger RNA of Patella vulgata (common limpet), 3367 nucleotides long. RefSeq lists its product as uncharacterized. NCBI's taxonomy places the organism in Eukaryota, Metazoa, Mollusca, Gastropoda, Patellidae. Gene Ontology annotation, biological process: protein phosphorylation. The record is from RefSeq and is a predicted model, not a curated record. Gene Ontology annotation, molecular function: protein kinase activity; ATP binding. The coding region runs from base 183 to 1976 and encodes 597 amino acids. The transcript has 3 exons.